AUGCGCACUCGUCAGUCAUCGUUCCUGUGGCGCAUCAACACUUCUCCGCCGUCCUACUUUUUCGGCACGAUCCACGUGCCGUACGACCGCGUUUGGAGUCACAUUCCGGAUAACGUUAAACGCGCCUUCCACCUGUCCGACGCCGUGUUCUUCGAGCUGGACCUGACCAACUCCGAGACCGUCUCGGCGCUCACCAAGUGUCAGCUGCUACCGCGCGGCUCCCGCCUGGACCAGCUGCUCCCCAGUGAUAUCUACCGGCGACUCCAGAAGCACUUGGACUACGUGCGCCACAUGAUGCCGCUCUGGAUGACGGCCGACCAGCGCCGCGGCCUCUACGCCGACUACCUCUUCAACGCCAUCACCGGCAACUGGCAGCAGAAGCGACCCGUCUGGGUGAUGUUGAUGGUGAACACGCUGACCGAGAGUGACGUACGGUCGCGUGGCGUGCCCGUGCUUGACCUGUACCUGGCGCUGGAGGCCGAGAAGCGCAACAAGCGCACCGGCGCCGUGGAGCGCGUCGAGGAGCAGUGUCUUCCGCUCAACGGACUCGGCAUGCCACAGGUGGUGUUUGCCCUGAAUCAGACGCUGAACCAGCACGAGAACAUCCGGGCCGGCCAGGAGGCGCCACCCUACACCACCGAGGACCUUAUCAAACACUACAACUGCGGCGACCUGGACGAGGUCAUCUUCCGGCGCGACUCAUCCCAGAUACCGCCGUCCGUGUUCCAAGUGCCGCCGCUGCGGGCGACCGUGCCGGCGUCCUCCGCGGCCGACAGCAUCACCGCCCGCACCAUCGACCGCUACUUCAGGGACGAGCUCAUUUACAAGCGUAACCGGCGCAUGGGGGAGCGCAUUCUGGAGCUGCUCUGGACCCCCACCGCAUCGCUCAUAUGCCUCGGUCGACCGACGGAGGCUGGCCACGGUGUCGAGCUGGUGGGGAUGACCAGCCGGCACUCUCACCAGAGACCUCAGCGACUUCUGCUGUGA
This is a messenger RNA of Pollicipes pollicipes, 987 nucleotides long. Its product is annotated as metalloprotease TIKI1-like. Gene Ontology annotation, cellular component: membrane. Gene Ontology annotation, molecular function: metalloendopeptidase activity. NCBI's taxonomy places the organism in Eukaryota, Metazoa, Arthropoda, Thecostraca, Pollicipedomorpha, Pollicipedidae. Gene Ontology annotation, biological process: negative regulation of Wnt signaling pathway. The record is from RefSeq and is a predicted model, not a curated record.